AUGGAUAUCGUGACGGCGGACGUGGCUUCCGACGCGAAACAAGGGCGACAUGCGUCCGGCAGCAGCGAAAACUCCUACCCAGAGACUCCAUGCGUCGUGGAACCCGUCGCCUCUGUCCCCGUUUGUCUCGAAUCGAAUGGAUCUCAUCAAGACGACAUGAGUGGCACCCGAAGGAUCUCUAAUCCCACGGUGAUUCCCUCGACUUCAUCUUCAUCCGCCCACGACCUUGGACAUUGCACGACCUUGGACAUUGCACGACCGUUUGGCUGGGCGGUUUCAUACACUGGGAAGGGUACAAGCACGCAGACUUCAGGACGUACCAGAAAGAGAUUACCAGGGAUCAUGGCGGUAGUUGGACGCGCUUCCGCGAGUAGGGACAACCUGGGCGAAUGCCCACCAGGAGUGUCGAAGGAGUGCGAGUUCACUUCGUGCAGUUACUCAAACGAGUAUGGAGCCACUCAGCAGCGGUAUGUGACCAGCCAGUGGAUGUUGCUGCUUGUGUCGCGCCACUUCGUGACAUGUGGCGGCGGCUAUGAUCAAAAGUUCUUGGGCAAGGCUGGACAAUUGCAGGCAUACGGUACGGAACAUGACCAGACGAUGCCGAACCCAGUUCUUCCUUCGCACCUCAAGGGCGCAGUAUGCCGCCAACCUUUUCAUCUAGGGCAAGGUAUGCCGACACCCGACCGUCUCGGUCUCCAAGUCAGACGGCUACGGCACUGUCUUCGGCAUCAGCUCCUCACACAACUUACGCAAGACCAGAAACAGGCAAUUGGUCAACCCGAUGAAACGGAUAGCUUGCGAGCAGCACGGCAUGACGCCCAAGCCCAGCUACGUUUGAUACUCUGA
Messenger RNA from Zasmidium cellare ATCC 36951, 846 nucleotides. RefSeq lists its product as uncharacterized. Lineage: Eukaryota; Fungi; Ascomycota; Dothideomycetes; Mycosphaerellales; Mycosphaerellaceae. The coding region runs from base 1 to 846 and encodes 281 amino acids. The transcript has 2 exons. The record is from RefSeq and is a predicted model, not a curated record.